This is a messenger RNA of Sitophilus oryzae (rice weevil), 1549 nucleotides long. RefSeq lists its product as uncharacterized. The record is from RefSeq and is a predicted model, not a curated record. Bases 62 to 1549 code for a protein of 495 amino acids. The transcript is spliced from 4 exons. Lineage: Eukaryota; Metazoa; Arthropoda; Insecta; Coleoptera; Curculionidae.
GGUUUUACAAGCCAAAUGUUACCAUAGCCAGAGGAGAAACGAAAAACCUCAUACUUUACGUAUGGUUUUUAUGACAAAUCCUCAUUUAUGCAUACAAGAAUGCCAUUGUUCUUGUGAAGUUGGCUUAUCCCAGUCUUGCCAUCAUUUGCUGGGUUUAGCAUUUUAUUUACAAGACAUCAUAUUAAGAGGAGAAUACAAUAUUCCCGAGCACAUUGCUUCAACAUCCCAAGCCAUGUUAUGGAAUAAGCCACGUGGAACAAAAGUAAUUCCUGAAGAUACAAGGUAUCUCACGUUCCAAAAGCCUACAAAUCUUUUGAGAAGGAAGGCUCCCGUUGUUUCAAAAAUUGCUAUUCCUAGCACUUCUGUGAUGUCCAAUGAACAAGCCGAUGAUUCGCCCACAAAAUUACAAAAAUUGAAAGAAUCUUUACAAAAGAUUGAUAAGGGCAUACCUUUAUCUUUUUUGAUUUCUACAGAGAAUACCAAUCCAGAAAUGACCAUUUUUGGUCAACAAAAUAGAGGGAGAGAUAGUGCGAAUGAUGAUAAUAUGCCAGUUGAUCUGCCCAUAUUAAAUACCACGAGUACAAAUAUUUUAAUAAGCUGCCCUUUGCCACAAGUGAAUCAUUUUCACGAAUUUUCAUUGGAGGAAGCUGUACAAUUGGAAAGGUGCACUCGGGUACAGGGAGAUAGCCAAAUAUGGCACGAAAAAAGAAAGAAUAUCUUUACAUCAUCAAAUUUUGGUCUGUUAUGUAAAAGGCAGAAGGCUAUAGAUGCAGACUUUUUUAAAAAAAUGUGGGAAAAGAAUUUGGAUCAUUUAAAAGCCAUUAAACAUGGAAGGAAAGAAGAGGAAAACGCAAAACAUUUGUAUAGAGAGAAGACAAACCAUAAAGUCUACACAUGUGGAUUAGUAAUUCAUCCAUAUGCACCACAUUUAGAAACAAGUCCUGAUGGUGUAAUAGUGAUAAGUCCUACAAAUGUAGGACUUAUAGAAUUUAAAUGCCCUUAUAAUGAGAAGGUUGAUCAUUUAAAUGGUAGAACUUGGGAAAUAGCAGCAUUGGAGCAGGGAAGAGUAGAUUAUAGGUAUACAAGGCUUAUAGAAUACAUAUAUAGUAAUGCCACCACAACUGUAAAACUUCACGAAACAACAGGUAAAAUUGAGGUAGGCAGAGGAGUUCGACAAGGGGAUACUAUUUCGCCUAAACUUUUUACAGCUGUCCUGGAAUACGCAAUGAAAUCACUCUCUUGGAAGAAUAGGGGCAUAAAUAUCGAUGGUGAAUGGUUGACACACCUCAGAUUCACAGAUGACAUCGUCCUUGUCUCAGAUAACAUCGGAGAUUCAAAGCAGAUGCUCGAAGAAUUAGUGCAGGCCUCAUUAAAAGUCGGUCUCCGGAUAAAUACGAGUAAAACUCAAAUAAUGACAAACUUAGUGCUGACACAGAACAUCAGAAUAGGUGACGCCGACAUAAAAGAAACACAUAUAUACAAAUAUCUCGGGCACGAAAUACAAAAAUCGGAAAGAACAACCAAACACACGAGAUACAGCGCAGAAUAG